Molecule: messenger RNA, 2583 nt
Organism: Eruca vesicaria subsp. sativa (arugula)
Lineage: Eukaryota; Viridiplantae; Streptophyta; Magnoliopsida; Brassicales; Brassicaceae
Source: the annotation of a GenBank genome assembly
AUGGCUAGAGUUAUGUUGGUGAAUCUUGGGUUUUUACUUCUUGUGAUGAUCUCUUUUGGGUUUCUGUCAAACACUUUGGGACAACAACAAGACGAUGAUGGUGAUGAUGAUGAUACUUCUGUUUACAUUGUCACACUUAAACAACCUCCCUUUGUCCAUCUCUUUGAGGAAGAAGAGGUUAAACAAGUUAGACAUAGACACCAGAGAGCUAAGUAUGGCCACACUUCUAAAUUCAAACCAAAAUUACAACCAAGAAACAUUUCCAGGAAACGUCAUGGGAGGGGGAGGCCAAAAAAACCACCAUCUAUUUCUCAAACUCAUGAUUCUUUCUUGAGAAAGACACUGAAAGGAGAGAAAUAUAUAAAGCUUUAUAGCUACAACUAUCUAAUCAAUGGAUUUGCUGUGUUCGUUAGCUCACAACAGGCUGAGAAGCUUUCAACGAGAAGAGAAGUAGCAAACAUAGUGUUGGAUUUCUCUGUUAGGACAGCAACAACAUAUACUCCACAGUUUAUGGGUUUACCUGAAGGAGCAUGGGUCAAAGAAGGUGGAUUUGAGACUGCUGGAGAAGGGAUUGUUAUCGGGUUUAUCGAUACUGGAAUCGAUCCGAAUCAUCCUAGUUUCAGUGACAAUGACAUUAACUCUAAGCAUUCAUAUCCAAUGCCUAAGCAUUUUUCAGGUGUUUGUGAAGUCACACCAGAUUUUCCAUCAGGAUCUUGCAAUAAGAAGCUCAUUGGAGCUAGGCAUUUCGGGCAAUCCGCUAUAACUAGAGGGAUCUUCAACUCAUCCGAAGAUUAUGCUUCUCCAUUUGAUGGAGAUGGUCAUGGAACGCACACAGCUUCCAUUGCUGCGGGUAACCAUGGAGUUCCAGUGAUAGUAUCUAACCAUAGCUUUGGAAAUGCUAGUGGAAUCGCUCCUCGUGCACAUAUUUCUGUCUACAAGGCAUUGUACAAGAGUUUUGGAGGCUUUGCUGCUGAUGUUGUUGCAGCUAUUGAUCAGGCAGCUCAAGAUGGAGUAGAUAUAUUGAGUCUUUCGAUUACACCGAAUCGAAAACCUCCUGGUGUUGCCACUUUCUUUAACCCUAUAGACAUGGCUAUACUAUCCGCUGUAAAAACCGGAAUAUUUGUAGUCCAAGCUGCAGGAAACACCGGUCCAUCACCUAAAAGCAUGUCAUCUUUUAGUCCUUGGAUUUUCACAGUUGGUGCUUCUUCUCAUGAUAGAGUUUACUCCAACUCCAUAACCCUAGGGAACAAUGUAACUAUUCCAGGAGUAGGAUUUGCAAGUCCUACUAAUGAUGGAAAAAUGUACAAGAUGGUCUCAGCUUUUCAUGCCUUGAACAAUAGUACUUCGGUAGAUAAAGAUAUGUAUGUAGGUGAAUGUCAAGAUUAUGAAAAUUACAAUCAAGAACUUGUCUCCGGGAACCUCUUCAUGUGUAGCUACUCUGUUCGUUUUGUUCUUGGCCUUUCGACGAUAAAACAAGCUAUAGAUGUUGCCAAGAAUCUAUCAGCAGCUGGUGUUGUGUUCUAUAUGGACCCCUAUGUUCUUGGUUUUCAGAUCAAUCCAACGCCUAUGGAUAUGCCUGGAAUCAUAAUUCCAUCUGCAGAAGAUUCCAAGAGUUUACUUAAGUACUAUAACUCUUCUAUUGAGAGAGAUGCAACCACCAACGACAUUGUUGAAUUUGGAGCAGUUGCAGCUAUUGAAGGCGGUUUAGAUGCUAACUUCAGCAACAAAGCUCCUGUGGUUAUGUAUUACUCAGCAAGAGGACCUGAUCCAGAAGACAACUCUUUCAACGACGCAGACAUAUUGAAACCUAACCUCGUAGCUCCUGGAAACUCUAUUUGGGGUGCUUGGAGCUCUGCUUCCAUAGAUUCAACCGAGUUUCAAGGUGAGAAAUUUGCAAUGAUGUCUGGUACAAGCAUGGCUGCUCCUCAUGUAGCUGGUGUGGCUGCACUAAUCAAACAGACUUACCCAAACUUUAGUCCUUCAGCAAUAGCAUCUGCACUUUCAACAACUUCUCUUCUUAAUGAUAAUAAAGGAGGUCCCAUAAUGGCUCAGCGUAGUUAUGCAAAUCCUGAUCAAAGCCUCAUUAACGCAACACCUUUUGAUAUGGGAAGCGGUUUCGUGAACGCCACGGCAGCUUUAGACCCUGGUUUAAUUUUCGAUACUAGUUUUGAAGACUACAUGUCAUUUCUUUGUGGAAUCAACGGCUCAAAUUCAGUGGUAUUUAACUACACUGGGAUUGACUGUUCCUCUAGCAACAACUCAACAAUCAGUGGUUUUGAUCUCAACUUGCCAUCGAUCACAGUAUCAACCCUUAAUGGUAUGCAAGUUUUUAAAAGAUCGGUGAGAAACAUAGCUGGAAAUGAGACAUACAAUGUUGGUUGGAGUCCUCCUUAUGGUGUUUCAAUGAAGGUAUCUCCUACUCAGUUCUCUAUAGGAACCGGAGAAACUCAAGUACUAAGCAUAACCCUAAAUGCGACAAAGAACAGUUCAAGUUCUAGUUUUGGAAGAAUCGGAUUGUUUGGAAAGUCAGGACACAUUGUGAAUAUUCCUGUAUCUGUCAUAGCUAAAAUCGUUUUGAGCUGA